Fusarium redolens is the source of this 1796-nucleotide messenger RNA. RefSeq names its product vesicle coat protein. The record is from RefSeq and is a predicted model, not a curated record. Gene Ontology annotation, cellular component: cytosol. The transcript is spliced from 2 exons. Lineage: Eukaryota; Fungi; Ascomycota; Sordariomycetes; Hypocreales; Nectriaceae. The coding region runs from base 208 to 1617 and encodes 469 amino acids. Gene Ontology annotation, biological process: positive regulation of TORC1 signaling; positive regulation of GTPase activity. Gene Ontology annotation, molecular function: GTPase activator activity.
GUCCAUCCAUACACUGCAACCAUGUCUUGGCUCUCAUCGACGUUGCUUCUUAACGUCGCUUUCCACCUUCCCUUGCUUUUAUCCCCCUUGGCUUCAUCCUCACAUCCCUUCCCUUUUCACACCCUCGCUCUUGUUUCCUAGCUGCCAGUCCGUUGACGGGCCGUCUGCCGUACCUCCUAAUGGCCCCCGAGCCGCCCGCCGUCUGACAUGCACUUUCACCUUCACCCACACCCUGUCCUGCUAUGUCUUGCUCACUACUGCGACCUCCAUGGCCCGACCCCCUUGAUGGUCACUGAGGGUCUACCGGCCUCAUGUACUGUCUGCUUUGAAGAUGGUGCAGAUCCUGCCGAUAACAGACCACGAUCCAGCGCGCAUGCAUCGUCGACUGCUCUCAACGACGCAUUAAAGAACCUCGACCUAUCUCGGAGCGCUUCAAUGCCAGCUUCCGAACAAGAGGCUCAGGCACAACGUGCAGCACUAUUGCGAAACUCUAGCAACUCUGGCGCAACCCCCACUGCUAUCGAUACUCCUCCUGAAAGUCCACGACCGGCCCCUCCUCAUCCUCGACGCGAUUCGAGUUUCCGAAGAACCUAUGAUGAGACUGUUACAAAGAAACAAGGCCCUUGCGAUAACUGCGCAAUGACCUUGCCGCGACAGCAAGCGGGAUCAAAUAGUGUUCAUUUCGCAAACAAUACUCGUGGACCAACAUUGCGCACGCGUGCGCCAGCAGAGCGGGUUUUCGGCGCAGGAGGCCAGGCAUCGCCUCCCAAUUCGCAAACCUCGAGUGAUACCGAUGGGGAGCGGGACGAAGACCCUCGGGCUCGGCAAAGAAUAACACCCUCGGUCAGCUCGCGCAAUACCUCGCGAUCAAGCAAGAGUGGUGGUACAGGUAAUUCGACCGCAGCAGAACGGACACCCUUCCAUGUUCACUACGUCGACUAUACAUCUACCCACGAUCCGGUCCUACCCGACUCUUUCUCUCUUAUUCGAGCGUCUUGCUUGCGCACUCUAUCCUUCGAGACGUUACCCCGGGCUCCAUCUACGGCAAACCCCACUUCACCCGUUGCGACCUCUUCCCCGGCCUUUGUUACUACACAAAGCGCCGGCUCGGCUGUCACAGGCGGCCCCAUCUUUUUCGGCGACGCCCUCGCCGGUUACACGACGGCUUAUAUCUUCCGUAUUCCUGAUGUACACGCACGGGGUCAUAAGCGAGUGUAUGCCUUCUUGGCGCUUAGUACUCACCGAGAGCGCCUGGCCAUGAAGACAUUUGCCGUGGUCUCGACCGCUUUUCGCGAGCUCGCUACAUGGAUUCAGCAACUGGCUGAAGCCGAGGCCGAGCGAGCGGCCGAGAACUCUCCUAUUGGUAGCAGCAUCUACGGGGGUGGCUAUGCACCACCACCACCAACUGUUGAAUCCUCUGGAGGCCCUGAUCGCAACGGAAGCAGCUUUCUGACAGGCGGUAGCGGGUUCACCCGACGGAUGGGUGGUGGCCCUGGUGCCUCAGCCCCAAAAGCCCGUGGUCUAGCGGAGAUUGUUGGACAGCCUGAUAUCUUUAUCGAGCUGCACCGGCGUUUCGUUCACCUUCUCUUUGAAGUUGGUGUUACCUUGAGCUCGUAAUGAGCUGUUUAUGCCCAUUGGCAUGCUCUAUACGUUUUUCUGCCUCGGCAUACCACAAGGCAAUCCCUAAGGAUCAGGAUGACUUCCACUACCCUGUCUUAUCGGGAUGAUCUGGUCGCCGCAGACAUACCCCAGCCUUACCAAUGCUACUCUCCACGCCCUACCCAAUGAUACUGAAC